AUGAAGUUCACUCUCAUCACCGCUCUCAUCGUCCCUGUCCUGGCCAUCAACAUCCCCAAGGAACUUCAAGAGCGUAGCGGAUGCGGUGAUAACUGCGCCCGAGCCGUUGUCCCUGGCUUCCGUGGCCCUGCCGUUGUUGCUUCUUACAAGGCUGAGUGUGACGCUUAUCUUCAGGUCACUACUACUCCUGAUGCAAGCACUGUUUAUGUUACCAAGUCUAUUCCUACCUAUGCUAGCGCUUGCUCUGGGGAGCCUCGCUAUCUUACUGCUUGUUCGUGUGCGGGUGCUUCUGUUGUUACUGUUGCGGCGCCUACUCCCACCGUUACCAGGGUUGUCUUUGUUUAG
Molecule: messenger RNA, 345 nt
Organism: Fusarium redolens
Lineage: Eukaryota; Fungi; Ascomycota; Sordariomycetes; Hypocreales; Nectriaceae
Exons: 2
Coding region: 1-345 (114 amino acids)
Source: RefSeq, a predicted model, not a curated record